Messenger RNA from Nymphalis io (European peacock), 1382 nucleotides. RefSeq lists its product as uncharacterized. Lineage: Eukaryota; Metazoa; Arthropoda; Insecta; Lepidoptera; Nymphalidae. The coding region runs from base 85 to 1278 and encodes 397 amino acids. The transcript is spliced from 19 exons. The record is from RefSeq and is a predicted model, not a curated record.
CUUCACGGUAUAUGCAAUUUAUUUACAUUCAUAAUUAAAUUUUGAAUUUGCUGUGUUUCAGUGCAAUACUUUUGUUUGUUUAAAAUGAAAUGGAGGCACGCGCUUUGUUUGUUAACAUUCAUAUUGAUUUAUAUAUGUGCAAAAUCCUCACUCGAAACUGAUUUAAAAAAAUCUAGAUCAUUAAAAGCGAUACUAAAUGCAGAAAACAAAAAAUUGAUGACGGAUGACGACGAAGAUAGCGAUGGGAAACAAUUACUACAUGGGCCUUUACAAAAACAUCGGCCGCUUACUGCUGGUGAUACAUUCACGCCGCAAGAAAUGUUACCGAUAGCAACAAAAUUAUUGCAAAAAGUUGGAGAACCAGGACAUGGAAGGGGUUUUAUAAGCUCGACAAGAUAUCCCGAAGAACUUGCAGAUAAAUUGUUUGAAGCAUUUUUCGCGACUACAAAAAGAAUUAUUAUUUUAAAAGAUGGUGACAUAUCUGGAAUAGAUGCUCUCCAAGCUUUAGCUCUUAGUGGAGAAGUCGCAGAAGAAACUCAAGAAGAAGAAGACCCCGAAUCUUUAUCAACCGUGUAUUUAAGAGGACAAUUAGUGAAAGUCAAGAAUGAACCUAAAAAAAGUAAAUUUAACCUCGUCACAAAAACUGCCGGUGGCCUCGAUGAAAUGAAACGAAGAGGCGUUCCACUUGCAAAAAAGUUAAAUAGAGAAAGACAUUUGAUAAUAAACAAACGACGAGGGAAUGAAAAGAAAGGGAAGGAAAAUGACAAAAACGAUAAUAUAGAUGUUAGACGAGAAAAAGCGGACAAGAAUAAAAAAAGAAAAGAGCAACCUACUAAGCGAAGUCAAAAAGAUCCACCAAAAUGUCGAUGGAGAUAUGUAUGCGAAAACGCCACCAAUCUCGACUCUUGCCAACUUCACACAAAUUGUAUUAAAGAAAAUUCUAAGCAGACAAUAGAUGAUAUUUCCGUCAAACAUAAAAAGGACGAACAUAACUUAGAGAUAAUGCAAUUCCGUAAAAUGUUAGGAUUAUCGAUUAUAGACGAAGAAGUGGAGAAAAUAUUGGAGACUAGAAAUUUAUAUUUAAAAACAGCCAACGAAGAUGCUAUUAAAAAGGUUGAAAGUUUAUCCGAGUAUUUCAACAAUAUCAUGGUGAUGAAUGUUUAUGAAACAACAACAGCUAAGUCACGUGGUAUGUUUACCGAUAAACAGAAAAAUUCACAUCUCUACAGGGAGGAAAGCAACAAAAACAACGAUAUGUCGCAUACAAAAGACCUUUAAAAAUACUAAUGGAGAAAUAACAAAAUAUUUUAAUUAAAAACCUUAAAAAUUUGAAGUUAAAUUUACAUUUUUAGUAAUUAUGAUUACAAAGAGUUAAUAAGUUA